GUUUUUCAGUCACCUUCUACUCUUUUUUUUGAUACUUAGUCACCUUCUACUCUAUUAACACAAACGCACAUAAUUUCUCAAUCGGCAAUGGCAUGAAACCGUAUUGUGCCCAACCGAAACUUUCAUUGGGACCUACAAUGGCGUUCACUACUGGGUUCCGAUUACUCCGCUGCUCUCAGUUGUCACUACCCGCCUCUCCGACCCGGUUAUGGAGUCUCCGACAAGGUGGUUCACAUCUCCGGUUCCUCUCGGCCGGUCCUUCUCACCGGAGAGUCAGAACUCCGGUGAAAGCGAGGCGGAGAGAAGCGGAUGAGAGGGAAGACGGAGAAGAGGGGAAUGGGAGCGUUGUAGUGAGGGACAAGAAGGGUAGUGGAAGUGGAGGUGGAAGUGGAAGUGGAAGUGGAGUAGAGGGAAGGAUUAUCCAGUCGGAGCUUCACAAGGAGGCCACCGAGGCCUAUAUGGCUUACGCCAUGUCAGUCUUGCUGGGUCGGGCCUUGCCCGAUGUUAGGGACGGGUUGAAGCCCGUCCACCGCCGUAUACUGUAUGCAAUGCAUGAAUUGGGACUUUCAUCACGGAAACCUCACAAGAAAUGUGCAAGAGUAGUGGGAGAGGUUCUUGGCAAGUUUCAUCCACAUGGGGAUACUGCUGUAUAUGAUUCCUUGGUCCGAAUGGCACAGGAUUUCUCCUUGCGUAGCCCACUCAUUCGAGGGCAUGGGAAUUUUGGCUCGAUUGAUGCAGAUCCUCCUGCGGCGAUGCGUUACACAGAGUGUAGACUGGAAGCACUGACAGAAGCAAUGUUAUUGGCUGAUUUAGAGCAAGAUACAGUUGAUUUUGUCCCAAAUUUUGACAAUUCUCAAAAAGAACCAUCAUUGCUUCCUGCUCGGAUCCCUAACUUAUUGUUGAAUGGUGCUUCUGGAAUUGCGGUUGGAAUGGCUACAAACAUUCCUCCGCAUAAUCUUGGGGAGUUAGUGGAUGCACUCUCUGUGUUGAUUCAUAAUCCUGAAGCCACGGAUUCCAUGAGGACUUGGAGAGGAGCUAGACUAGGGAUGAUAGACUUGCUAGGGAUAUCUUUACCUGGCAUUGAUGGCAAUAGCAGGAGGAGAAAAAGUGAUGUUGGAAAUGUUGUGCAGACGGAAAAGGGGAAGAUUGUGAUGCAUCAAGAUGCUCUGUUUUCUAGAAUGGGUGAUGAAGCUUUGGAGUGCAAGAGUUUUGAUGAGAAAGUGGAUAACAUAGGCUAUGAUCUUAAUGGCCUCAGAGGCUCUGUUUGUGAGGCCUCUGUUUCUUCAGAAUUUGAUAAAUGGAGUUGUUCCCUUGUUUGGAAGAAAGAAAAUUUGGUGAUAAUUGGGGACAGUUGUGGUGGUCUUUGGAGAUGCACAAUUUGUUUGAAGCCAGAAUCAAAGUCUGAUGUCCUGAUUUUGGUUGAAGACGAUUCAGCUGGGGAAGUAACACUACAUGGAAAGGUAAGUAAGAGUGGUGUACAUAGGUUUGGUGAACUGAAUGGGAAUGGACUUCUAGCCAUUCCUGUUUUCCCAGCCGGUUCAGCACCUCCAGCAGGAUUUCGCGCCAUCUCUUUGUUGAUUCUGCCUGGUUCAGCAUCUUCAGCAGAAUUUUUUGGUUGGUACUGGCCCGGUUCAGCAACUCCAGCAGGACUUCGCCCUUGUGCAGAGAGUUUCAGCAUCUUUUUUUUUAUUGUUGAUUCUGCAUCCACUGCUUAG
Molecule: messenger RNA, 1715 nt
Organism: Ilex paraguariensis (yerba mate)
Lineage: Eukaryota; Viridiplantae; Streptophyta; Magnoliopsida; Aquifoliales; Aquifoliaceae
Source: the annotation of a GenBank genome assembly